Geodia barretti is the source of this 561-nucleotide messenger RNA. The record is from the annotation of a GenBank genome assembly. Lineage: Eukaryota; Metazoa; Porifera; Demospongiae; Tetractinellida; Geodiidae.
UGUUGUUCUGCUGGAUCUUGUCAGCAGAAGUGAGAACCACGGAGAGACUCCGGCCGGAAGACGCUUGCGAGGAAAACUCUGUCGCGGCGUCUGAGCGUUCAGAGAAGCUUACCCCAAACCCUUACGUACCUCAAGCAGGAAAAAAAUUCAUUACUGCCAACAGUUGGACGGCAUAAUCACCACCGGUGGAGUUAGCGCCGCGUCAAGCCGGGCAAGCUCUCAGCGCCGUGGAGGUGAAGGUGGACAGCGGUAACGCCCGGUGAAGGGCGGGAGUGGUUGGGAAACGUUCCUGAAGAUUCUCCGUAGACAGGACAUCGGCGAGGAGGCGGGUAGCUGGAGAAAUAGCCAAGAUCUACGGUGAGAUAUGCUGGUAGAGAAGCGAGGGUUGUGCCUUUUUCAUUCCAUAGCCUCUGGAGAAGAUCAAGUGUUCUGCAGCACAAGUUACUGCUCAAGCUCAUCUCCUCCACAACCUCUCCACCUUUCUCCUCCACCACUCCCACCACUCCAAGGAGUGGGAAACUAAGUAUGUGAGUAUACUAUAUGGAGGAAAUGCAUACUGAA